Molecule: messenger RNA, 1449 nt
Organism: Aspergillus candidus
Lineage: Eukaryota; Fungi; Ascomycota; Eurotiomycetes; Eurotiales; Aspergillaceae
Gene: rho2
Product: putative Rho GTPase Rho 2
Exons: 5
Coding region: 198-800 (200 amino acids)
Biological process (GO): small GTPase-mediated signal transduction
Molecular function (GO): GTPase activity; GTP binding
Source: RefSeq, a predicted model, not a curated record
CCCCCGUCCACCCCCCGGUUCAGGGCUUCUCACCCAAGCGCCCUGACUUCAUCCCCGUCUACCUGUCCGCAUUUCCCUCUUCCGCUCGACGGUUUCUCGACAUUAUUAUCUUCUCCUAUCUUCCUCCUGAGGGGUUGAUUGAUUGAUUGAUCGUUCGAUCGAUCGUCGAUCAGGCUCGUGCGAUUUGGCCGUGAAAAAUGGCCCAACAACAGAGUGACGACAAUGUCAUGCGAAGAAAGCUAGUUAUCAUCGGCGAUGGUGCUUGUGGGAAGACCAGUCUUCUCAGCGUCUUCACCCUUGGCUACUUCCCAACCCAUUAUGUCCCCACCGUUUUCGAGAACUAUGUAACAGAUUGUCGGGUGGAUGGACGGUCUGUCCAAUUGGCCUUGUGGGAUACCGCGGGACAGGAGGACUACGAGCGUCUGCGCCCGCUGGCCUAUUCCAAAGCGCACGUCAUCUUGAUCGGCUUCGCCAUCGACACCCCGGAUUCGUUGGAGAAUGUAAAGCAUAAGUGGGCCGAAGAGGCAAACGAACGAUGUCCAGGUGUGCCGAUCAUCAUAGUGGGCUUGAAGAAAGAUCUCCGGGACGAUCCCAUGGCGAUCGAAGAGAUGCGGAAGAAGUCACUACGUUUCGUCACGGCCAAGGAAGGUAACGACACCUCGACGUCGCUCGGCGCGAGGAAAUACCUCGAGUGCUCGUCCUUGACCGGCGAGGGAGUCGACGACGUCUUCGAAGCCGCCACGCGGGCCGCCCUCCUCACGUUUGAAAAGCGGAAAAGCUCGUGCUGCAUUGUCCUAUGAUGGAUCCAAGUCGCAUUGUAACUCCAACGACUUUCUCCCACCAGUCAGAGACACGCCUCCGCCCGGCCUUCAAUAGAUGUUGGGCCAGCCCAUCACGACAACCCACGUGUCUAUCGCUGGUGGGAACCUAACAAAAAAAAAGGGGGGACUGAAGAGACUGAAGUCGACGACGUUCUCGCCGUUGAUCGAUACUUGCAUUAUUGGGCGUUUGGGUAGGCUUUCUCGACCGACAUCAGGUCAUUUCUCUUCCUUGCGACGUUGCGUCUGUAUAUGGUACGAAAACACGUCUUAUUCGAUUCUCUCUCUUAUCUUAUCUUUUGGGCGGAAAUACGCUCCCCCAUAACGGUCAUUCUCUUCGAUACGCACGCGUUGCAGUCCGAAUUCUCUCCUUGAUGAUUUCUCCGAUCUAUCGGGCGUUAUUAUACCAACUGUCAUGAUACUCUCAUUUCGCCAUUUCAUUUCAUUCUAUGUUUGUCUUUGACUUUGAUUUACGCACAUUCUUUAUCGUCUAGCGCGUUUUUUCUUUUUUUUCUUUGUUUUCUUUGACUUGUUUGAAGCAAUCGUUGCAAUCGUUGCAAUACAUUCAUACGUUCGAUCAGUGUGUUUAUAUCAAUCUUUACUACUUUACUUACUUUACUUUGACCUAUCA